Misgurnus anguillicaudatus (oriental weatherfish) is the source of this 2479-nucleotide messenger RNA. The record is from RefSeq and is a predicted model, not a curated record. Lineage: Eukaryota; Metazoa; Chordata; Actinopteri; Cypriniformes; Cobitidae.
GUGGAAAUAAUGUGUUUUAAACCACACAAACACAUUGUAUUACACCAAAUAAUGUUGUUUUUAGCAAUGUAAUAGGUGCUCUUUAAAUUCUCUUGUCGACUUUGUGUUAAUGGAGAGAAGGGAGAGUUUGUUUUCAAACAUCAUAAACAAACAAAAUGUGAGUGGUAAAAAUAUAUAGUUGUGGUGUACUCUUUUGAAUUAUGUAACAUAUACUUAAAAGGUUCCAAAUUUGGGUGUGUAAAGGGGCACUCAAUGUUUUGCCCAACAUUUCUGAAGGUUCCUCCCAACUGGUUUCAUAUGUGUGCCAACCUUGUUUGACAAUCGCCAGAUGACCAAUUACAUUAAAUAGAGUGAGGAGUCCAACCCUGCAUGCAGUCUUCUGCCAAAGUUGAUUCCUCACAACAUGUGGAAAGUCACAAGCACGCUCCUGCUAACAUGCUGCCUCUGGGCUGCUGUGGCUCAGGAUCACAAUGCAGAUUACAGGGAGAGCAUUUGGGAAAACCCGAUCCGGUUCGCUACCAAGCCCACUAAAGACGACUGCUCCAUGAAAGUGACAGGACAACAAGAUCUGACAAUACUACGCAUCGUGUGCCGUGGACAAACAAGUUCUUACUGGUGUGAGUAUAGGGGAAAACCUAACGUCUGCCGCAACUACAACAACAAUCCACGGCAUUAUUUCACCCAGAUCAUGUGGGAUCUCCGCAAACUGCAGAACGCCUGCCAGGGUCAGAGCGUCAUUAAACCUCUGAUGUGCAAGAGAGCAUCCGAUGAGGCCCAGAUGGUCUUCGCAACCUCAUCCUCAUCUGAUGCUGUGCCAUUGGACAGGCCCCUCAGACCAACCUUUGCAAAACCCGAGCAGAUGAAAGCACACCAGAGAGGUCCAGAUCAAAGAGCAAAACCACAGCUCCAAGCAUCCAGAACUAAGGGCACAAAUCAAGUCAAACCAUUUAAAUACAGAACGCAAAUGAAAAUAAUGACACCCAUGCCAACUCUGCCAAUGCCAACCGAUCCAGUACCCCUGAGUGAAGCACAGAAACUUGCCCAGUACUACUGCUGGCGCUCCUUUCAGCGUGUGUGUUCCUACUUCAUAGGGUGGUUCAAAAACUAAAAGACAACAAACCCCACUGAAGUACAGCAAAUGUAAAGAGCUGGAUGGAUGAAGACAACUUAUUUGUGUGUCUAUGAAUUUAGGGUAAUUCAAUAUAACAUGACAUUAUAGUUAAACUAUACUAUAAGGUGUUGCACCUAAAUUGUAUAUUUGUGUAAAACUAUAAGUUGUAUUAUUCCUAUUUCCAAAUCUAUGCUAUGUGUUCAUAAGUGCUGAAUUAUUACAGUAUGGAUCAGUAUUUUUGGUAACAUAAGGGUUAUAUUUGUUAACAUUUGUUCAUGAAUUAGCUAACAUGAACUAACAAUAAAUAAUACUUCUACAGCAGCAAUUAUUAAUCUUUGUUCAUGUCAAUUUUGGCAUUAAUGAUAUUUUUUUUCAAAUCAAUAUUUUGUUACUGCACAAUGAAGUAACACAAAACUGUCUCGCAUAUAUCACGUGUGUGAAUAAUGUGUGAAUAAAUUGCAUUUUGGUUGUUUAAACUUUGCUUUGUCUGAUGUUGAUUUCAUAAGAGUGCAGCAGGAGGCGCUAUUGUGUUGGAAAGAGUGUAGAUAAAGUAGCCUAUAGAUUUGUAAGGGUAAAACUUCAUUUUCUAUACAAAAUGUUACCACUUAAACAAUAUUUUUAUCACUACACUAAUUAUUAAAAAUUAGCUAUAUUUUAUUUGAUCGAUUUAAGUAAAAAAACAUUUAUAUUAUUCGCUACUUUUCUACUGUCUAUAUCGGCUGCCUUAGAAACUCCCAUAUGCCAAUUUACAACUCGUUAAAUAACAUAUUGACCAAUUAAAAACGAAUUCAAAACACCAUAGCCCAUACUUCAGUAUUUACUAUAGUAAACUGAAGUUAAAAUUCGUUAUGCUACCAUAGUAAAUAUUGAAGCAUGCUACAAAACAGUAUGAGUUAUAUAGUUAGUUAUAUAGGCUACAAAAUAAUGUAGUAUGCUAUAUUAAAAUUUACUACGGUUAACUCCAGAAAGUAUUAAAGUACACUACAUCACUGUUUUUUCAAAUGUGUGUUAAAAGCACGUGAAUGUAAUGUGAAAGCUGGGAGGCGUGUGGCCGCGUGCACGCGCGAGAUGCGCUAUCCCUAUAAAUGGCUCGGUCAGGAACCGUCGUAUCUUUUAAACGGCUUACUUCAACCACUAUAGUCAAAAGUUAUUAUAGUAAUAUGUAGUUAGGCUCAUAUUGCGAUAAUUUUGUAUUAUUUUGGUGCGGUUGACAAUUUAACCCGCUCUCCAAUUUUUUUGUGUCCACACGUUGCAUUUAUUUUUCUUUGCACUUUGAAAAAAUAAUCCGUAAACGAUGCGCGUAGAAGUCGCUCUCGUUUUGAUAUUUGCCUGCGUCGCGACACUUUUCCUACAGGCGGACGGCGUGAU